This is a messenger RNA of Hibiscus syriacus, 5253 nucleotides long. RefSeq names its product SAC3 family protein B-like. The record is from RefSeq and is a predicted model, not a curated record. The transcript has 15 exons. The coding region runs from base 202 to 5190 and encodes 1662 amino acids. Gene Ontology annotation, biological process: mRNA export from nucleus. Gene Ontology annotation, cellular component: nucleus; transcription export complex 2; cytoplasm. Lineage: Eukaryota; Viridiplantae; Streptophyta; Magnoliopsida; Malvales; Malvaceae.
UUUCUUCUUCUUAAUUUACCAGUUCGCUCUUCUCCUUCCUUUAUAGAUUAAAAAAAAAACCCAAGAUCACUGAGCUCCAUUGUUAACAGAUAAGAAAAGACCCCUUCUAUCGUAUCAGCAAACAAAACCCAUGUUUUGAAAGCUCCCGAUACGCCUUAAAAGUGCACAAAGAAACAAGGAAGAAACGUGGGAAAAAAAACAAUGUCAGGGUUUGGGAAACAUUCGGGUCCAACAAGUGCCCCGAAAUCUGCAAACCCUUUUCAGUUUCAACGCCCUCCUCCUCCUUCCACCGCUCCCCCGAUCAGACCCGCGAGAGUAAAUGAAGCUGUAGACAGAGUACGGUCACCGUCGUCGACUCUUGAGUAUUCUGGUCCUUCUGUGAGACCUUAUCAAUAUGGUGGUGUCCAGAGGCCUGUUGAAUCAUAUCCCAGAUGGGAUGAUGGAAAAAUUUCCUUAAAAGAUUAUGAUGCUCAAAUUCGUCCCAGGCCAGUUGUCACCGCAUCAUUUACUGCUCCGCAAAAUUCAGAAACUAACUUUACUGCCAAGGUUAGAUUUCAAGAGCCAAAGACACCACCAAGGGUAUCUUCAGAUGACACUAUACCAAGAAACUCCACUCAGACGAUCCUUCAAAGGCCUUCUUUUCGUCCCCAAAUGCCGCACAAUCCAGUCAUAUUGCCAGCCACCUAUCCCGAUUUCCCAACUCGUCAAGACCGGUCUGUGGUCUCACCUCAUUUAGGUUCCCCUGACUACAGAUUUGAUGACAAAUUUUCUCAGGAGCAUCCCAUGUUUUUUCACAAUGGCUCUAAAAGGCCAAUGGGAUCUCCUCCUAGGUUAGGUACCAAGACAACUUCUCCUAGCUCUAACGUACCAGCCCGUCCGAGAUCCUUGCCUUCUGCGGGAAAUGAUCCUUAUCUUGCAGUGCCUCCAGUUUCUAAUAGAACAAGGUCUACUUUAAUUUACGGUGAUGAAUUUCUUCAGGAUAACUCCACUCCUAUUGAAGUGCAAAACAUUGCGCCUUCAGUUUCUAAAAGAACGAGGUCUCCUCCAAUUUACGAUGAUGAAUUUCUUCAGGAUAACUCCACUCCUACUGAAGUGCAAAACAUUGGGCCUUCAGUUUCUAAAAGAACAAGGUCUCCUCCUUUAAUUUAUGAUGAUGAAUUUCUUCAAGAUAACUCCACUCCUACUGAAGUGCGAAACAUCGGCCUUUCAGUUUCUAAAAGAACACGGUCUCCUUCAAUUUACCGUGAUGAAGUUCUUCAGGAUAACUCCGCUCCUAUUGAAGAUGAUACUGAGCGAGAAUUGCAGGCUAAAGCAAAGCGAUUAGCUCGUUUUAAAACUGAAUUGAGUGAACCUGAUCGGAUGAAUCCUCCGCAUUUUGCAAAUCAAAGAUUGUCUACAACUAGAUUUCAGCACAAUGUGGAAGAGAAAAAUAAACAUGUUGGGGAACAGUCUAUGGAUUCAUCAAGGGAGUUCUUGAAUGACACUGUUUUAUCUGAUUUUGACGGCACAGAAGCAUCCAGAGUCAUUGUUGGGUUAUGUCCGGAUAUGUGUCCGGAGUCCGAAAGGGCAGAAAGAGAAAGAAAAGGUGAUCUUGACCAGUACGAACGCUUGGAUGGUGAUAGAAACCAAACAAGUGAAUACCUCGCUGUUAAGAAGUAUACUAGAACAGCUGAGAGAGAAGCAAGUUUGAUACGGCCCAUGCCAGUCCUGCAAAAGACGAUAGACUAUCUACUUGAUUUGCUGGAUCAGCCGUAUGAUGACCGGUUUCUUGGAAUAUAUAACUUUCUCUGGGAUAGGAUGAGAGCAAUUCGGAUGGACUUGAGGAUGCAGCACAUCUUCGACAAAGGGGCUAUCACUAUGCUAGAGCAAAUGAUAAGACUUCACAUAAUUGCCAUGCAUGAAUUAUGUGAAUACACCAAAGGAGAGGGCUUCUCUGAGGGAUUCGAUGCACAUCUAAAUAUUGAGCAGAUGAACAAAACAUCAGUUGAGCUAUUCCAAAUGUAUGACGAUCACAGGAAGAAAGGAAUAAAUGUUCCAACAGAAAAGGAGUUUAGGGGUUAUUAUGCACUUCUCAAACUUGACAAGCAUCCGGGGUAUAAAGUAGAGCCUGCGGAGCUCUCACUGGACCUUGCUAAGAUGACUCCAGAGAUACGACAAACACCAGAAGUGCUAUUUGCUCGUAAUGUAGCUAGGGCUUGCAGAACGGGUAAUUUUGUUGCCUUCUUCAGACUUGCAAGGAAGGCAAGCUACCUUCAAGCAUGUUUGAUGCAUGCUCAUUUUGCAAAGUUACGGACCCAGGCUUUUGCUUCUCUACACUCUAGUCUUCAGAACAACCAAGGCCUCCCUGUUACCCAUGUUGCCAAGUGGCUUGGGAUCGAGGAAGAGGACAUUGAAAGCAUUUUAGACUAUUAUGGUUUUUCAAUAAGGGAAUUUGAAGAGCCAUAUAUGGUGAAGGAUGGUUCAUUUCUUAAUGCUGAAAACGACUAUCCUACCAGGCGUUCAAGACUGGUUCUUCGAAGACGAUCUAGAACAAUAGCUGGAGAUGUUGUAGCUCCUCAUGAAGUGACUCCCUUGCCCAUAGUAACGUCAAAAGAGAGUCAACUGGGUAAAGCAUAUACACAAAGAGCAAAGGCCACACCUCCUAAAAGGAAAAGUUCCGUUUUAGCAGUCGAUGAAGAAAUGUCCGACUCUAAAGUUGUUCCUUCUCCAAAGUCUAGUUUGCAAUUGCAUUCUGCUACCAAGACAUCAAAAGGGUUACAACAGCUCCAAGAGGGUCAUAUCCACUCUGGUUCCUACAAACCAUUUAAUUUCUCUUUGGAUCGUAGUUCCCCUAGGUCACCUCCAGCUAAAGUUGGAGUUAUGGAGAAAGCCAACAAUGAUACUCUUUUCACCAUAUCAGGAGACGGAACAAAUGUUUCUGGCAUGAAACAAGUGCCACUAUUUUUUUCACAGGCAUCUCAGCCUGAGAGAUUGCCUAGUGGUAGAUUUGAUCUCCCUGCAGAAAACUCCGUACCUCGAAGUAUGGCUGAUAAUGUAAAAUCUCUGCCAGUGAGAUCCCCUAGUGGCAAAUUUACAGACAACUCAAUACCUCAAACUAUGGCUAUUACCGACUUAAAAUCUCAGUCGGAGAGGCCAAGUGUCAAAUACAACUAUGCUUUGGGAAAUUCAGAACCUCAAGGAAUGGCAGUAGAUGGUUUAGGAGAUAAACCUCGGGAUAGUCAUCAAGAACUCGAAAAUCAGAAAAUAGUAGCGAAUAUUCAACAUAAGGAAGUUGCCGAAGCAAAACUCAAGUUGAUCCUGAGGUUGUGGAGUCGACGUGCUGCAAAACAAAGGUUGUUACGUGAACAAAGGCAAUUAGCAGCUGAAGCUGCAUUAAGUUCAUUACCACUGGGUAUACCACUUCGGCAGAAUAACAAUCAAUGGAACACAUUUGGUGAGCUUGACUUUGAUCAUGUCAUGAGGGAGAGAUACGAAAAAUAUGAAAGCUCAUGGUCGAGGUUGAAUGUUUCUGAUGUAGUAUCGGGCAUAUUGGGUCAAAGAAAUCCGGAUGCUAAAUGCCUAUGCUGGAAAAUUAUAUUAUGUUCUCCCGAGAGCAAACAAGGAGAUCAACUGGGGCAAAAAAACCAGGUUGGCCAAUUGGCAGCAGGCCCGUGGUUGUUCUCUAAGAUUAUGCCUUCUUCAGAAGAUGGUAACGGUGAUGAUUUAGCCAUAACAUCUACUGGUGUGUCAAUAUGGAAGAAAUGGGUUCCUAGCUUAUCUGGUACUGAUCUUACAUGCUGCCUUAGUGUUGUGAAGGAUGCAAGUUGUGUUAAUCUAUACGAGGCCACAUCUGGCGCAAGUGCAGUAUUGUUCGUCGUAUCUUAUAAUAUUCCAUGGGAGCUCCAAAAGGCCCAACUUCAUAAUCUUCUGAAUUUAGUUCCUCCUGGUUCAUGCUUACCGCUUCUAGUCUUAAGUGGUUCUUAUAAUGUCGAAGAUUCUGAUCCUUUCUCAGUUAUAGUUAAUGAAUUGGGGCUGCAUAACAUUGACAAAUCACGAGUAUGUGGCUUUUCGGUUGUUUUCCUUGUUGGUAAGCAAUAUUCAGAAAGCUCGAAUGGGUUUCUCAGUGAUAAAAAGUUGAGGGAAGGGUUGAAGUGGCUAGCCAAUGAAUCACCUCUCCAACCUGUUAUUAACGGUGUAAAGACAGGCGACUUUGUAAUGUCCCAUUUGAGUCCGGUUUUGGAGGAACUGGAUAAGAUGAGUGAUUAUGAAGUAGGUCCGAAUCACUGCAUCUCAGUCUUCAAUGAAGCAUUGGAUUGGUCCUCGCAAGAACUUGCUUCUGCUAUUAAAGCAAAUCCUACCAAUUGGCCUUGUCCUGAGAUUAUGUCGCUGAAAGAUUUUAGUGACGAACUUUUAGCUGUGAAGUUAUUCUUGCCGAGUGUGGGGUGGAGCUCGACAGAAAAAACUGCGCCACUUGAAUGUGCGUUGAAAGAUUGUCAACUUCCUCGUUUUCCUGAUGUUAUCUCAUUGUUGCAAAGUGGUUCCAAGAUGGGAAAGGAUAUUCAUAACCACGUUUCACUACUUGAAAACUGCUUGACCGAAUACCUAACACAAUCGACAAAGAUGAUGGGGAUUCAACUAGCUACAAAAGAGACAUCCGUGAUGUUGCAAAGAAACACACGGCUUGAGCUGCGCAACUUGAGCUACUAUCUUGUGCCAAACUGGAUCACAAUCUUCCGACGGAUUUUCAACUGGCGACUUUUGAGUUUAUCAACUGAGGCAUGCUCCUUUUCUUAUGUAUUGCAGACUCAUCAUGUCCCCCCAAUGUCGGGAGACUCGAUUAAGUUGCGGCUUGAAGUUGAAACUUCACCUCAUUGUUUGAGUCAUCCAUCUCUAGAUGAAAUACUUGAAGUCGGUUAUAGUCCCCUCAAGUCUCGAAGGAUUAGUUUCGAUCCUGAACCUUCUCGAGCAGAGACAACCUUCCAUACUGUAGUUCAAGAGGCGGCUACAACAAGCAUCUCCCAGAAAUCAUUGGAUGAAGACAAUGAUUCUUCAAAGAAGCAUGGAUUGGCAAUUGUAGAUACAAGUAAAGCAAAUGAUAUUAACGGUAAAACGACAGUUGCAGUUACCAAAACGGAUAGAUUAAGCCAGUUGUUGGAGAAAUGUAACAUAGUACAGAAUAGUAUAAGUGAGAAGCUAUCAAUAUACUUCUGAUAUACGGUUCCCUUUUGUAACUUACAUAACAUUAAAUUUGAGCUGGUUUUGUAAUGUUAUAUU